This is a messenger RNA of Arctia plantaginis, 1047 nucleotides long. The record is from the annotation of a GenBank genome assembly. NCBI's taxonomy places the organism in Eukaryota, Metazoa, Arthropoda, Insecta, Lepidoptera, Erebidae.
AUGAGGUUUCAUAGAAGGUGCGGCGACCGGGUCACAUUGUUAAAUGAAAACCUUACAGCUGUAAGAAAUUUUGUAGAAUUUAACCAUGGGUUGAUAUUGAGCUGCGAGCCCUUGAAGGAUGAUGUUAUAUUCGAAGUGUGCAUUGAUCGGAAGGUCAAUGUUUGGAAUGGCAGUCUCGAGAUAGGCGUUACAACAUUGGACCCCGAGUUUGUGGAACUUCCAGCAACAGCUACUAAACUGAGAAAUACAGCAUGGAUAAUGUCAGGCAGCUCAAUAGUGAAGGAUGGUGUCACUUUGAUCAAUUCUUAUGGACCAGAAUUGGACACCUUACGAGAGGGAGACUGUGUUGGUGUUAUGCGGACGUCCAAGGGAGAAUUGAUGUUCUAUGUAAAUAGCCGAUGUCUUGGAAUAGCAGCAAAGGAAAUGCCACCGAAAUUAUUUGCUGUCAUUGACUUGUACGGUCAGUGCGUACAGGUUUCAAUUAUGCGUGCAACUGAAAUGAGACCAAUUAUGGAGACAAGUUUAGAUCAGAUAGAGGAAGAUCCUAAUAAUGAUGAUACAUUGACAUCAAGUGAAAUGGAAGUAGCCGGUGCUUGUGCUCUUGUGCUUCAAGACCGGCUACGAUUUCAUCCAAGAUGUGGUAUAUUGAUAAAGCUGACUGCUAAUAACAAGUGUGCAGAACGAGCACGCCCUUUGGACGACUACAAUAACGGCGUAGUGAUGACACAUCGACCACUUCAUGAUAACGAGCUGUUCGAAAUACGGAUUGAUAGGCUUGUAGACAAGUGGAGUGGCAGCAUUGAGGUGGGAGUAACAUCGCAUAACCCUGCAACUUUGAGAUUCCCAUCGACUAUGACGAACAUGGACACCGGUACGAUCAUGAUGUCUGGGUGUAAAGUGCUGAUUAAUGGCCAGGGCACUUGUAUGGAAUAUGGCAAUUUUAACCUGGAUGAGUUGAGAGAAGGUGAUACAGUGGGCAUGAUGAAAAAAAGUAAUGGCCAUUUGCCAUUACUUUAUAAAUGGUCUAGACCAAGGCGUUGCUACUGA